Molecule: messenger RNA, 485 nt
Organism: Eurytemora carolleeae
Lineage: Eukaryota; Metazoa; Arthropoda; Copepoda; Calanoida; Temoridae
Exons: 5
Coding region: 26-346 (106 amino acids)
Source: RefSeq, a predicted model, not a curated record
GAAAAUUGUUUUUAGGAUUGGUCAAAUGUCGUCUUUAUCCUGUAACUUUAUCAAAUACAAGCAGGAAACAAUCAGCAAGGUUGAGUGGUCUAUCAGCUAUUCUAGUGUUAGCACAAACUUUUUUGUUUCACAUUAUGAAAAUGGCCAGAAAGACGUUCCAACCUCUCCUUAUUUUACUGUGGAAGGUGCAAGUUCUGGAGAGAAGGUUGUAAGAAUGAUGGUUAAUGAUGACCGGUCUAAGCAGGUCAACAUCUGCUGUAAAGUUGAAGCAGUCAGGGACUCUGGGUAUGGAAUAUCUAAGUAUGCUAUUCAGGGACUCUGGGUAUGGAAUGCUGAAAAAAGUUGAUUCUGAAAAAUGUUCCCAAGUUGGCGUAAUCCCAGGAGAUAAAGUUCAAGAGUUGACAUUUUUUGUUAGUGAUGAUUUAGUGAAGGUUGGAGGAUACCUUCAAUACACUUGUAGGGUAGGUUAAUAGAAGCUUUUUAAC